Tetrahymena thermophila SB210 is the source of this 822-nucleotide messenger RNA. Its product is annotated as transmembrane protein, putative. The record is from RefSeq and is a predicted model, not a curated record. The transcript is spliced from 2 exons. NCBI's taxonomy places the organism in Eukaryota, Ciliophora, Oligohymenophorea, Hymenostomatida, Tetrahymenidae.
AUGUUUAGAAUAAAAGAAAUAAAUUAAAGCCAGAAGAGCUAAAAAAAAGGAGAGACAUUUAAGAUCUAGAUAUGUACACAUAUAAAGCUCCAGAAUAUAUAUCGAAUGGCUUUGAUACAAGGAUAUUUGAUAGAAUGGAUAGACUAAAAGAAAAGCUUACAUCAAAAUCAGAAAUAAAAAGACCAUCUACUGUUAAGAAAUGAUUUACAUAAAAAAUUAUAAUUUUAAAUAAAUUUUGGUACUCAAAAAUUUUUAGAUUUUAAAAAACAAUCAAUUUUAAAUAAAAAGGAUAGGAUUUCAUUUUAUUUAUAUAUUUAUUUGUUUACUUAUCUAGCUAGAUGUUUAAUUAUUCUAAAGUUAUUAAAAUUAUGGUUUGAUUUAUUCAUUUCUUAUAAAAAAAAUGUGUUUAUUUAUUUAUUUUGUAGUAAUUUAAAAAUAAAUUGGAAUAAAAUCAAUUCCUGUUCAAACUAUUUUAGAGCCAGAAUAAAUUUUGUCGUAAAUAUUUUGAUCAAAAAUAUUGAGUAGAAUAUUAUAUUAAAAUAUUACAUAACUUAUUUUAAAUUACAAAUCAAAAUAUCCUCCAUAAUUAAGAGAUUAAUUUCUGAAAAGACAAAAGAUAAAAGAGAAAACUUUAUUUUGAUUAUAGUUUAUAUUUUUUUAAAUGAAUUAAUAUUCAUUUUUAAAUUAAAAUAUGAGCUUUUUAAUUUAUGUUAAAUUUGUUUAAUAAAAAUUUUUUAAGCUUUUUGCUAAAAUUUAAAAACAGUAGUUUUUAAAGUGUGUAAUUUUAAAAAUUUGUAAAAUUUGUAUUUGUUUUUUGGCUGA